Lineus longissimus is the source of this 4541-nucleotide messenger RNA. Its product is annotated as glutamate receptor ionotropic, kainate 2-like. The record is from RefSeq and is a predicted model, not a curated record. Gene Ontology annotation, biological process: G protein-coupled receptor signaling pathway; synaptic transmission, glutamatergic; modulation of chemical synaptic transmission. Gene Ontology annotation, molecular function: transmitter-gated monoatomic ion channel activity involved in regulation of postsynaptic membrane potential; glutamate receptor activity; G protein-coupled receptor activity. Lineage: Eukaryota; Metazoa; Nemertea; Pilidiophora; Heteronemertea; Lineidae. Bases 469 to 3939 code for a protein of 1156 amino acids. The transcript is spliced from 19 exons. Gene Ontology annotation, cellular component: postsynaptic density membrane; plasma membrane.
AGUCGCUUCUGUUCAUUUUCGUUUAUGAUGGAGUAUAUCACAAAUCUCAACGCGGAUUUAAAUAUAAUUUGACCGAUAUAAUUAAUAUGUGUUUUCGAGCAAGUGAAGUGCAUAAUACCUUCCCCCGCCCGCCCAAUUUGCAAUCCCACCUUAUCAUAAAGCAGUCCCAGAGCGUCAGACCAACGCUACAUGAUAUUUGGAUAUAUAUAUUCGAAUUCAUAUUCAGAUCUAAGGGCGUUUACUGAUCUCGGAGCCUGUGUACGUGCCGCCAAGAUGGUGAAAUGACGCAGCAACACACCGUCUCAGUCUGGGACAUCGCCACUCUAGUCUCGCGAGAUCCAGACCAAGUGACGUCAUUUGCUGACUCUGCAGCUGAUUGGGACAUUUCGUCAGUCGCGCCAUAUAUACACCAACACCAGGAAGGUUUCUGAAUUCGACUUGUGUUCUAAAAUUGGCGGACCAUUGAAAAUGUUGCCAAAGGUUUUAUCGCUUGUGCUUCUAUCCGUUUUUUGGUUACUUUGGAAAGGGACGUCAGGGUUGGCACCAGCGACAGUCAAAUUCGGCGGCAUAGGAGGUAGCGCAGAAGACAAUGAAACCUUCAAACUCGCCGUCGCUUACGUCAAUGAGUAUAAACUAAUUGGCGACACUACCUUGGAAUAUGUCAGUGAUAUUGCUCCUUCGAUCGGGACAUUUGAGAGUAUACAAUUUGCCUGCAAAGAUGGCGGAGAAGGAAUAAUGGCCUAUGUUGGCCCAAUGUCCUCCGCGACAACGAAAGGGAUGCAUCCUGUUGCGCAGGCGCAUCAUAUACCGCACAUUUCGCCACGGGCCACGAAUCCGCUGUUGGGUGACAAGGAUAACUUCCCAUACCUGGUUCGACUCUCCGCACCCGAUUCGGUCCAGAGUCAGGCUCUGAUCUCGUUGGUGCAGUAUUUUGGGUGGAAGAAAGUUGCCAUUUUGUCGUCUAACUCGGAUUACGGCACAAAUGGCAUGCUUGAGUUCCAAUCACGCUCCGGUCGAAGCGGCAUACAGGUCGUGAGCAACCAACAAUUUGCGAUCACCAGUAACCCGAAGGACGUUGAUGCAAGAAUACAGUUGAAGAGUAUCAAGCAAUCAGGUGUUAGAAUAAUCCUCCUGAACACGGGAGCUAAUCAUGCCGAGAUCAUCAUGCAGCAGGCUAAUGCACUGGAAAUGGCUGGGGCAGGAUGGGCCUGGGUGGUCACUGACGGCUCCACUGGAUAUGCGACUUUGCCCAAUGCCAUCAGUGGCGCCCCCUAUCUCGCAGGAAUGAUAGGAACUGUCCCCUCGUUUGGAAAUGGCGCCCUACUGGAUAACUUUACAGACUACAUCAAAACUAAACACGGCGUGACGAAACCUCUAACCGCGUUUGUAGCUCUCAUUGUAGACGCAGUGUUGUCAUUUGCGUACGCUGCGCGAGACUUUUACGCAGACUCCAAAAACUGGCCGAAAUUGGCGGGAAAUUUCAGCUGCAGAGACACACCGGUGACGCCGUGGGCACAUGGCAAAGAAUUCCUAUCAUAUGUACAAAAGGUCGAUGGUGACGGGGUUGCAGGCAGAAUCAAAUUCAACACAAACGUCGCGCCAGAAACUCCCAUCUUCGACAUCGUGAACCUAAAGCAAUCUGGAUGGCACAAAGUCGGGAAUUGGACACAAAAUGGCGGCCUCAAAAUGGCCGCCCCAAAGGACAUCCGUUUCCAGGGUGACAGAUCAAUAGUUCAUGACUACGUCAGCGAUUUGGCUAACCGGACGUUGAAUGUCAUCACUAUUAUUGAGGCACCGUUUGUGAUGUACACUGGGUCCGAAGAUGAUGUCAAUAUUACGGACAUCCAACCUCAUGAAAUUGAAGGAUAUUGUGUAGAUCUACUAAAACGACUGUCCAAAGAAAUCGGCUUCAAGUACAGACUUUACAGAGUCCCGGAUGAGAACUAUGGAACUAAAGAUGCCUCCACCAAACAGUGGAACGGGAUGGUGAAAGAAUUAGUUGAUAGAAAUGCGGAUGUGGCCGCAGCCCCGUUCACCAUCAACUUAGACAGGGAGAAAGACAUAGAUUUCACCAACCCAUACCUCGACCUGGGGCUGAGGAUUGCUAUGAAGAAAGAUGCCAUCAUUGAACCUGGAGCAUUCAAGUUCCUCGAACCGUUCUCCUGGGAUGUUUAUCUUACAAUCGGCAUCAUGACUAUUUUAGUAGCGCUGUUUGUGUCUUUGCUCAACAAACUUAGCCCCUACGACUACCAUGGUGAUUUUAUGCAGCGUGACCACGACCAGAGUCAGACAGAGGACCAAGCAGCACUACAAAACAGACUCAGCAAAUCAAGACGUGACGUCAACGACAAACCAGCUCCGAAAAUACUUGUUCCAACAUUCACCAAAUUGCUACUGCAGAUGAGGCGCCGGGAACAAAAAGAAACUCUUGUUUUCAAGAAGGAACGAAAGAAGGCGCUCGCCAAGAUGAAUGUGGCAAACGCCCUCUGGUUGUCGACGGCGUCACUAUUGCAGCAGGGCGGGGAGGUCUACCCUUUGAGUACUUCAGCGCGAAUCCCUACAAUUUCCUGGUGGAUGGGAAUCAUGAUCUUAGUGGCGACCUACACGGCCAACCUGGCGGCCUUUCUGACGGCAGGGCGGCUUACCACCGAUAUAAACUCGAUUGAAGAUUUGGGUGGGCAGAAAGAGGUCCUUUACGGUACGGUGGCGAGUUCUGCGAUGUAUUCCUAUUUCGAUAAGUCGGCAUUGACCUUCUAUCAGGACAUGGCAAAGUUCAUGGUCAACAAGAAAACGCUCUGGAAGGACACGGACAAGGCGCUGGAAAGGGUUCGCAGCAACGGACCAACAAAAUACGCCUUCAUAACGGACAGCGUCAUACUCGACUACCAAGCUGUCACAAAGCCGUGCAAUUUGAAAAGUGUGGGGCGACUCUUCAACAAGUUCGGCUACGGCUUCGGAUUGCAGAAGAACUCGCCUUACAACAGCGAGAUCUCCAAUGCGAUACUGCAACUGAAGGAGGCUGGUUAUAUGGAGGAACUGCACGAAACGUGGUAUAAGAAGCGAGGAGAAUGCGCUGUGGAGGCAGAAGAAACAGCGGGCGACAAUGUGGCCACUGGAACGCUCGGCGUCAAUAACAUGAGAGGCGUCUUCUACAUCAUCCUAGGCGGCCUCUUUUUGAGUUUAGUCUGCCUCGUUCUCGAAUGGAUUGUCUUCUGCUCAUUAACGGUUGACAAGAAUGAUCCAACGAAGCCGAAGUCCUUCGGACAAGCCUUCAGGAUACGUAUGGCUUUACUCUCAGCCGACAUGCGCGAAGACUGGCUGCCAAAUGUGCCCUACAACUGGCGACGUAAACCGCAAGAAAACGUUGCGAGGAGCGCAGAAGCCAAUGACGUCAGCGCGGAGAAUCACACAACGCCAGCGCGCAGUCUUGCAGAUAAGUGGAAGAUACACGCACCUUUGGCUAAACGGAGUACGACUGAAACAGUUCAAACAACCCUGUCCAAAAUGGGAAGCCAGGAUACAUUGUUGUUAAACCAAAGCAGACGGCAAAGUGACGCCAUGAUUGUGACGUCACAAGAUCCGUGCAAAACUAAGGAGACCUUCCCGGAGGACAAUCAUUCUGAGGGAAUGAAUGGGUGGGGUAAAUUCAGCCCGAUGUCGAUCAGUACCCUCUAUGUGGAUGGCGAGUCUAUAAUCGGGAUGGCGGAACAUCCGGUGGGUAAGCCUAAAUAUGAAAUGGGACACGGGUCAUUGGUCGGGCUGUCGGAGAAAUCGGCGGUUGGUGAUAAAAUACUGACGGCGGGACUCAGCGGAUCAUUGAUUGGGCUGUCAGAGAAUACAAGCACGGCAACGGCAGAAAACGGCAAAACGCCAGGUCUGUUUGCCAGAAAGCUUCGGGGACUGAAAGUGGACCCGAAACUGUCUAAUGUUGACGUAUAGAAGAACCAUUUUGUCUGGCGUCCAUGUCAAUUUUCAAGUAAGGGACUGCCGCGAUUGCCGAAUAUCCAGAUUCCAAUACUUAAACGUCAUAAUAUGAAUUAUUUACACGCAAUGCUGUCCUUUAAAGAAAUAGAUGUAUUAUUCCCCAUUGACUUCGUUCUUAGUCUGUUUCAUUAGUGAACUAUUUUUCAGAAAGAGUUCGGCGAUUUCAGUCCAAACUUUUAGAUGGGGAUGUAAAAUACAUUGUAAAUGCAUUAUUCGUCAUUUAGAACGUCCACGACCAUGCGCGGGAAAUGAUACAUCUUCGUGCCGCCCGAUUAUGGGAACUGUCAUGGGAAGCGACUGGGCGCCGAUAGCUCGGUUAUAAUGCCCUUGGUGAGGCAACUGGUCCUUUAAGGAGCGCGCCUGAGUUUCUGUGUCGGGUUUUGAUUUCAGAUCGACGGGACCGACCGGUUGAAAGAGAGAACAUGAGUUAAGUUCACGUAUGAGGAUGCUAGUACUGAGUGUACUGCUCUAUGCAUGCGAAUCAUGGAAGAUGACCAAGAAGAUCAACAAGAAACUGGACACUUUCCAAACGAAGUGCCCGAGGAGAAUCCGAGGCA